CAAGUACGAAAAAUUCUAUUAGUUUUUGUCUCAUUCUGUUGAAAAAUUCCACAGCUCAUCUGCACGUUUUUUUUCAAUAGAAUUUUUUAAUUUCCUGAUUUUUUUAAUGCUUUGGAGGCGCAACGCAGGGCCAGUCGCAGGGCGCCUCAAGAUGACAGAAGAGUGUUCGUUGGAUGCUCUCCCAACCGAACUACUUCUUCACAUAUUCGAUUGUUGUAAUGUUUACGACCUCAUCAGAUUAUCAUUAGUUUGCAAAAGGUUUUAUUCUAUUAUUGGGGACGACACCUUGUGGAUUAGGGAGAGCCGUAGGCCCAUUGUCACUAAUCAGUGCUCCAAAAGGUUUCGGGACAGAUGCAAUCCAUUGUUAUCGUUGAGGAAGAAGUGGCAGGUGUCGCACAAUUGGCAGUGCGGAAAGUACGACAGGGUGAUAAUUCAUACAGAUCGAGUGAAUUCAAUCCCCUGGAUACGCUUAACAGAAAAUGUAUUGUGGUGGAGCGGAGGGAAUCGUCUGCAUGGGUACCAUCGAGGUCGAAUUAAGACGAAUAGACGGUUCCAGGAUUCUAGGAAGAGUUGUCUCUUUGCCUGGGAUAACAUCCUCAGUGAUAUCUGCAAAUUCGUGGUCAGAGACGAAUAUGUUGUCAGUGGGCACAGAGAUGGAAGAAUUUGGUUUUGGCUGAAGAACGAAGGGCAAGAGGGUCAUUUUGAUUUCGGAAUCGUUGAAGCUCAUGCAUCCAGUGUCAACGCCAUCGACGAAAUCCCAGAGGCUGUGAUUUCUGGAGCUGCUGAUGGCACUGUUAAGAUAUGGCCGCAAACCUCAGAGAUCUACGACAUCAGACCCAUAUCGACGUUGAAUGUGUGCGAUAGGAUUUGGUCCCUGGGAGUUGACCCAGGGAGAACUACAUUUGCUGUAGGGUCCUCAGGGACUAGCACUGGACCACCCCUCCGAUUAUUCGAUAUUGAAUGUUGUAGAGAAAGAAGCCAAGUGAGCCACAGCUGGAGGCAUGGCGCAGGUAUUCUGGACCUCGCCUGGGAGAGCUCACACUCCCUACUUUCCUGUGGAUAUGACACGUACAUACGAAAGUGGGAUUUGAGAACUGGAACAUGUGUUGCCUCCUGGGCAGAUCCUACCGAUGCAACGAUAUACUGCAUAGCCUCGGAUUUUAAACACACAAUGAUCACAGGAACCCAAUACAAUGGGAAAGCUGUUCUCUGGGACCAGCGACUGCCUCAUUACGUUCAACUUUACUUCAUGAAUUCCCGACGGACCUCGAGUCCCGUCUACAGCAUAUCAUUCGACAGCACUCACUUAGUCGGCGCGACAGACAGACAAUUAGUAGAAUUCACAUUUUCUGGGGCCAAUAAUCGCUCCAGAGAUUAUCGCGAAAUCCUCAAAUGAUUUUAAAAAGGCUGGGGGAUAAUUAAAGUAUCAUUAAAAAUACAUUUUAAAUAGUUUAAACUGUACACUCUUCAUCUCUUAGCCAUUAAAUGACCAUUCGUGUACAAAACAGUAAAAUUUCCCAUGAAACAAUAAAACUCUCAUUUUCUUUCGAAAUUGAUGAAAAUGCAUUAAAACCCUAGAUUAAAUAUAACAAUGAAUGUUUCGAUAAACGAUAGAGGAACUUGCGACAUUGGCAGAACGAGGUGAUUCAACUCGAAGGUCAAACACCUUGCUGACUACUCUUUUAUUUUCGUUCUCUUUUUCCUCACACGUGCUAUAUUGUUUAAACUCUCGAUUCAUCGAAAUUUUUUAAUUACGGAAUUGUUUUCAGAAUGAAUGAUUGUAAGCAUGUCAUGAGACUUUUUUGGGCCCAAGUUUGUUUUCUAAAAAAAUGUUCUAUUGACAUUUUGCUCUGAAGCCCCCAAUUAUCGAGACAAUUUGCGAAUUAAUAAAAAUAUUUCAUUAAUUCGCAACGUAAAAUAAAAUAGUAUUGACUAAUUUAUUUUACUAUUUCACUACUUAAGUCUACAUGAAAUAGUUAAAAGCCAAUAAUACGUCGUGUGGUAAUUAGCUUGUUGUUUCUCGUUGAUAAAAGAUGUUCCCAACAAUAAAAUUUUAAAAACUCAAAAAAUUCGAUGAAUGAUUUGAAAUAGUAGUUUGCCCACCUCUGCCCACAUAAAAAAUUCUCCUCCAUUACCUAUGCUUAAUUUCGGAAUUAAUAAAAACGUUUCACCCAACAACUUGGCAAAUUUCU
This is a messenger RNA of Diachasma alloeum, 2192 nucleotides long. RefSeq names its product F-box/WD repeat-containing protein 4-like. The transcript is spliced from 6 exons. Gene Ontology annotation, cellular component: SCF ubiquitin ligase complex. The record is from RefSeq and is a predicted model, not a curated record. Gene Ontology annotation, molecular function: protein binding. The coding region runs from base 107 to 1396 and encodes 429 amino acids. Gene Ontology annotation, biological process: SCF-dependent proteasomal ubiquitin-dependent protein catabolic process. Lineage: Eukaryota; Metazoa; Arthropoda; Insecta; Hymenoptera; Braconidae.